Lampris incognitus (smalleye Pacific opah) is the source of this 653-nucleotide messenger RNA. It is a transcript of the gene mfap5, whose product is annotated as microfibril associated protein 5. Lineage: Eukaryota; Metazoa; Chordata; Actinopteri; Lampriformes; Lampridae. The record is from RefSeq and is a predicted model, not a curated record. Bases 101 to 484 code for a protein of 127 amino acids. Gene Ontology annotation, cellular component: microfibril. The transcript has 7 exons. Gene Ontology annotation, biological process: embryonic eye morphogenesis.
AAAGGAGGGGAAGAAGAGAAGACAAAAGAUUCAUGAACGAAAGAGGUUUCGGACGACAGCAUAAAGUUCUCGUAAAGCUCGCCUCUUACAAGUUGGAGGAAUGGGCAGUCUUCCAGUCGUCCUGCUCCUCUGCAGUUUCCACGCACUCGCAGCUGUAGUCCGGGCCGAGCCCACCGAGGCCCCGGGGGGACCCGCCACAGCCUUGCCAGCCGACUGUAGGGAGGAGGUGUAUCCGUGCACCAGGAUGUACUCGGUCCACCACCCCAUCAAGAAAUGUAUCGGUGCUCUCUGCCUCUACAGCCUGUCUCGGGUCUACGUGAUCAACAACGAGAUCUGCCUGAGGACGGUGUGCCACCAGGAUGAGUACCUGAAAGCGGAACUGUGUCGAGAGAUCUCUGGAUGGCCCAAGCGCCUUCAGAGGUCAGCCAAUAAGAAACGCUGUCGGCGCCGCCGCAGCCCCAACACCUGGGCGAGCAAGGCAUGAUGGGCCAACGAUGGCGGCGCGCGGCAGCCCCACGCGGAUGAGGUCCCUUCGAGACACAACCCUGGGGUGUUGUCAUAAACCUAGACCAUAACAACACAAACCCGCCGCUCGACACCUGGUGGUCACACACACACACACACACACACACACACACACACACACACACACA